Molecule: messenger RNA, 984 nt
Organism: Microdochium trichocladiopsis
Lineage: Eukaryota; Fungi; Ascomycota; Sordariomycetes; Xylariales; Microdochiaceae
Exons: 2
Coding region: 1-984 (327 amino acids)
Source: RefSeq, a predicted model, not a curated record
AUGUACUCCAACCCUGCCUCCGUUGCCAUUGCCGCCUUCGGCCUCUUCUCUGUCGUCUCCUCCCACGGCCUUGUUGUCAACAUCAAGGGCGCCAAUGGAGUCACCAUGCCUGGUCUCAGUGUUGCCGAUGGCACUCCUCGUGACUGCUCCAGCAACGGCUGUGGCUCCCAGGCCGACACCUCCAUCAUCCGUGACCGUGAGAUUCAGUCUGGCCAGUGCGGUCCUCUCGGCCGCACCCAGGGCAAUGGUCCCGUCGACGCCAGUGUCAUGAUCGCCAACUUCAUGAGCGGCGUUGCUGCUCCUACCAACAACGGCGCUGAAGGCGCUCCCGGUGUCGAGGACAACAUCCCCUCCAACAUUGGCAGUGCUUCUCGUGGCGGCCGCACCAACAACAACCGCCGCCAGCUCGGCAACCUCCUGGGUGGUCUUCUCGGCGGCAUCGGUGGCGGUGGCCGUGGCGGCAACGCCGCUGGCCAGAAGACUUCGACCGCCAGCGAGACCAGCGUGGCUGCCACUGCUGGCCAAGGUGCGACCAACGGUCUCCCUACCGCCUCGGAUGACGGCAAGGUCACCGUCACCUACCGCCAGAUCAACCAGGAUGGAGCCGGCCCCCUGGAGGCCAUGGUUGACGGCACCUCUGGUGGUACUACCAUGUCCGCCUUCCAGAAGGCCACCGUCGUCCAGAACGUCCCCGGCUUCGUCGCCGGCCUCUCUCUCGCCACCAACACCGACUUCCCCGUCGAGAUCCAGAUGCCCGCCGGCAUGACCUGCGACGGAACCGUCGGUGGUGCCAGCAACGUCUGCAUCGUCCGCCUGCGCAACAACACCCCCGCCGGCCCCUUCGGUGGCUCCGCGGCCUUCACCCAGUCCCCUGCCGCCCGCAAGCGUGCCAUCGAGUACCGCCUCAAGAAGCGCGCCGAGGAGAAGCGCGACGCCGUCGCCCGCCGCUACAACGCGUAUAUCCGCUCAAGCUCCAAUGAGUGA